AUGCCAACUCCAGACAUCUCUAAGCUACCCGUCACCUACUCUGACGUUGCCUACAACAAGAGGGACUUGAUUCUUUAUGCAAUAGGCAUUGGCGAAAAUGACUUGAAAUUUACCUAUGAAUUGAACAAGGAUUUCGCCGCCUUCCCUACAUUCCCAAUUCACCUUCCCUUUCGAACUUCGAGCAAUGUGACCAAUUUCUUAGAAAGGGGUGGACAUGCAAUUCCAGGCAUCAAACUGGAUUUAUCGAAAGUAGUUGACGGCGAGAGAUAUAUCGAAAUCCUUAACCCCCUUCCCUUGGAAGGCAAAUUCAGAUUCCGUACCAAAAUCACUGGUGUUUUCGACACUGGAAAAGCUACCGUCGUUCAGUCUGAAGCAACCAUGAUUGACGCCAAUAGCAAAGAGUACGCCAAGGUACUGUCGUCUACUUUUUAUAGAGACGCUGGAGGCUUCGGAGGUGAAAAGCCACCAAAACCAUCUUUGGACUCUAUUCCACCACCCAGACCUGCGGAUAAUAGCCUCUCUCUGCCAACUUUGAAACAACAGGCUGUCAUCUACCGCUUGUCUGGCGACUACAAUCCACUACACAUUGAUCCUACCUUUGCCAACCAGGUGGGCUUCCCAACGCCAAUUCUACAUGGUCCUGCUUCUUAUGGAAUCGCAGCUAGAGCUAUUUUAAAAUUAUGGGGAGAGAAUGACCCAUCACGAUUUAAGAGCUUUCGAGCUCGUUUCAUCUCCCCCGUUCUGCCAGGAGAGACUCUAAGAGUCGAUUCGUGGUUAGUUCGUGACGAGUUUGGAUGCCAGACCAUUUCCUUCACAGUUACAGUCGUAGAACGAAAUAUACAGGCUAUAGGAGGCGGGGUCGCAAAACAGCAUCCAAUACCGAUCGAAUCAGGAGACCGAAAUGGACACAGUCUACACAUUUCUGCAGUCAAGGUACCAGCCCUCCGUAAUCUAGCAACUUCAACAGCAUCCAUUUUAGCAAUAUUAGUCUUGAAAACAUUGGAUCCACAAGUAGUUGGCAUUCGUUUAACAUCCUCUAGAUCUUUGACACCAAACGGGACUCCGCACAAUGGUGGAAGUAAUUCACCACAUCGCUGCCUGUCAAUACAUACAGCACUUUCUUACAGUGCUGCCUGCUCGGAUAUAUACACGAAUGCAUUGAUUACCGGGUUGAUUUCCUUGAUGCGUGCUAGAUGUGCGAUGAUGGAUUCUGUGGGUGUUACAGCUCCAGAUUGGAUAAAGAGGCAAGUUCGUACAGUGGUCGGUCUGGUUUGCUCAUUGUUGCGAAAUCAAAAGCCUGGUGAUUCAGACGGUACUUCUAAACCUGGAGCUGGACGUCUCGAUGCGCAUUGUAAUCCCACCAACACCGUAUUAUCCUUGGGAGCUAGCGAUGUUGACGCGUUGCCAAACGCUCUUGAAGCUGGUCAGUGGCUUGAUGACGAGUUUGUUAUGUUAGUUGGAAAUGCCACACCUCUUUCCGCUCAAGGAUUAUCCGGCCUAGCUUGUGCCAAACGCAGCAACUGCAGUUGCAUUGUCGCAAUGGUUCGAGAAUACAGCAUUCCCAACGAUUCUCUCAUUGGAAAGACUAUCAUUGUAACUGGAGGAAACUUUGGACUCGGAAGAUCUGCGACAGAAUCCUUUGCAUUGGCCGGCGCCAAAGUCAUUAUUGCUUCUCGAUCACUGGAACGUGCCACAUCAGCAAGAAAUGAAAUUAUGGCAGUUGUUUCUCGAAAGAAUGCAAACGGCAUGGUAGAAGUUAUGACUGUUGAUAUCUCCAGCAUGAAAUCGGUGAAAGCCUUUGCUGCAUCCUUCUUAGCUCGAGACGAACAACUAGACAUUCUUGUUUGUAAUGCUGGUCUUAUCGCAAAGGAUGAUACCAAGACAUCGGAAGGCUUCGAAUUACACUUUGCUCUGGCUCAAGGACACUUCCUCUUGACAUUGUUGCUACUUCCGGCUCUAAAGAAGGCCUCCAAUGCUCGAGUCGUGACGCUAUCGUCUGCAGGGCAUGUCUCUGCCAUUGCUGGUAUCGACUAUGAGAAGGUGCAUGGUGAUAAAGUCCUUACAAAACAGAGCACAAAGGAAGUUGUGUUAAGUUAUGGUGUCUCAAAACUCGCCAACAUAUACUACUCGAGAUGGACUGCCCAACAACUAAAAGGGACUAGAAUCACAUCGUAUUCUCUACACCCAGGAGCUGUUUCAACCGGGAUAUGGAAGUUUGUGCCUAGUGCACUGAGGUGGAUGAUCAAAUACGUGACGCUUACAGAGGAGCAAGGUGCACGUACAAUUCUUUAUUGUGCGGUUGAUGAAAAAGCUGGCAAGGAGACGGGUCUUUACUAUGAGGAUUGUGCCGUGAAGAGAACUUCGUUAAUAGGAUCUGACGAUAAAAAAGCCGUUGAACUCGUCGAGACUAGUGGGAAAUGGUUGAAUGUUGACGUUUACUCGUACUUUAAAGGAGAGGUUGGCAAAUCUGAUGGCUACCUUUAA
Messenger RNA from Synchytrium microbalum, 2484 nucleotides. RefSeq lists its product as uncharacterized. Bases 1 to 2484 code for a protein of 827 amino acids. NCBI's taxonomy places the organism in Eukaryota, Fungi, Chytridiomycota, Chytridiomycetes, Synchytriales, Synchytriaceae. Gene Ontology annotation, molecular function: hydrolase activity, hydrolyzing O-glycosyl compounds. Gene Ontology annotation, biological process: cellulose catabolic process. The record is from RefSeq and is a predicted model, not a curated record. The transcript has 15 exons. Gene Ontology annotation, cellular component: peroxisome.